Paramacrobiotus metropolitanus is the source of this 1185-nucleotide messenger RNA. RefSeq lists its product as uncharacterized. NCBI's taxonomy places the organism in Eukaryota, Metazoa, Tardigrada, Eutardigrada, Parachela, Macrobiotidae. The record is from RefSeq and is a predicted model, not a curated record. Bases 1 to 1185 code for a protein of 394 amino acids. The transcript has 7 exons.
AUGUUGACGAAAUACGGCAUGGGUCAGUCAAAGCAGCGAAUUGGUUUCAACAUAUCCUUGAUUUAUGGAUACACUUGCACGGUACUGGACAUUGUGGAUGUCGAAAUGUGUGUAAACAGGGGAGCUCUCCGUGAUUUUGUCCUAAAGUUUAUGUGCAAAGUAGCGGCUACCUGGCAGACGCAACCGCAAGCGAAAGCCAAGCACGCACUUCCUCAGACACCACUGUCACCAAAGUCUAAGGAGCAGAAAACUUUGUCAGCUCCCAGUGACCUUAACAUGAUUAUCGAAAGAGCAAUCCAAAAAGCGGAACCAGUUACGGUAAAAAGCAAUGUCAAGGUUUAUAUGGGAAAGGCCAAAAGUGGGGAUCAAGUUGCUUUCUUGGCGUUUAAACUUGAGGCCUUUGAAGCGGAUUUGAAAAGCAAAGGAAUGGAUACCCGUUUCCUGGCCGGCUGUGUUCCUGCACUUCGUCUGAUUUCCAACGCUGAAGUUUCCCACGAUGUACGUUUGGAUGGACGUAUUCUGAAGGCGUCAAUUGUCCCCCUAUCAUACGUUUCGAAAAGGGUUACGGAGUUGCUGGGACAAAUGGGUAUCUCGGGCACGGCCACUACCGGUCCAGACCAGUCAGACCCUACGAACGAAAAGCCUCCGGCCUCUGCUACUAAUCAGCAGAGCAAUCUUGUUGUGUCCAAUUCAACCAGCGCCAAUCCCGGAGGCAUGACUGAGUUGAGUAUCGGCACCAACAUCGCGCCGCCGAUUUCCGUUUCAGCCGACAACACCGGUGUGACGGAGCAGUGUUCAGCUGGUGGGCGUGUCCCACCGGGCGAACGGAUUGCAUCGCCGGAAACUACAAAGGACAGCAGCAUUUGUCGUCUCAGUAAGGAGCCGAAAUCUUUGGAGGACGAGUCUUCUGAUGAAGAGAUUGCUGAACCGGAAGGCAAAGCGAAAAAGCGCAAGCUUGCCAAUAAAGGAUCUGCCCCAGAAACACGAGCCAGUAAAUACAAAGUUCAAAUCGUUUCAAACGAUGAUGCCGCAAAGUGCGCUAAGUGUGGGCUUGCGCUGGAAAUGAAGGACCCAGGGAUCGCAUGCACGGCUUGCAAACUUGUGUUUCAUUUGAAGUGCGGAAACGUAAGGGGCAGGUUGACAGACGCAAAGGAGAGAGCGUUUAAGUGUCAGUCCUGCAAAUAG